Messenger RNA from Pyricularia grisea, 2831 nucleotides. RefSeq lists its product as uncharacterized. The record is from RefSeq and is a predicted model, not a curated record. Gene Ontology annotation, biological process: deadenylation-dependent decapping of nuclear-transcribed mRNA; nuclear-transcribed mRNA catabolic process, nonsense-mediated decay. Gene Ontology annotation, molecular function: 5'-(N(7)-methylguanosine 5'-triphospho)-[mRNA] hydrolase activity; RNA binding; manganese ion binding. Lineage: Eukaryota; Fungi; Ascomycota; Sordariomycetes; Magnaporthales; Pyriculariaceae. The transcript has 2 exons. Gene Ontology annotation, cellular component: cytoplasm; P-body. The coding region runs from base 282 to 2831 and encodes 849 amino acids.
CACAACUGCGGCAGAUCGCCGGCUUUCUGGCUACGACAUUCGUCUUGCUUCGCACCAAUCAACAAAUCGACUCUUGUUGUAGGCGCUUUUAUCUUGAGACGUUACCGCAUCAAUCAAGACAGCUUGCGCCUCGUCGCGACCCGAUUGCGCUACCAGGGUGUACCGAGGCAGCUUGACGCGCCGUCGAGCACACCUCAAUAGCUCGAGGGGCCUGAACAACAGAUUUUGAACUUGGCUUUCCUCCCCGUGGAUAUGCCCAUAAUAUUAUCACCCGUAACAAAAUGGCGGAACCAAAAAUGGAGUUAGAGGACUGGUUGGACGAUCUUUGCGUGCGCUUUAUCAUCAACCUGCCCGCAGAAGAUUUAUCGUCGGUGGCGCGAAUAUGCUUCCAAGUCGAGGAAGCGCAAUGGUUCUACGAGGAUUUCAUCCGUCCGCUGGACCCAACACUGCCGUCCAUGUCCCUGCGCAGUUUCUGUCUGCGGAUUUUCCAGCACUGCCCACUGCUCGCCUCUUUCCCCGUCGAAAACCACAUGCGAGCCUUUGAAGAAUUCCUGCAGUACAAGACUCGCGUUCCAGUGCGGGGCGCCAUCAUGCUCAAUGAGGCCAUGGACUCGACCGUACUGGUCAAGGGUUGGAAGAAGGGUGCGAACUGGAGUUUUCCUAGGGGAAAGAUCAACAAGGACGAAGACGAUCUUGACUGCGCGAUACGUGAGGUCUACGAGGAGACCGGCUUUGAUAUCAGAGCCGCCGGUUUGGUUCCCAAGACCGACGAGGUCAAGUACAUAGAGAUCAACAUGCGCGAGCAGCAGUUGCGGCUCUAUGUCUUCCGAAAUAUUCCAAUGGACACCCACUUCGAGCCGAGGACCAGAAAAGAAAUUAGCAAGAUCCAGUGGUACAAGCUCUCUGAGCUCCCAGCCUUCCGAAAGAAAGGCAAUCCGCACCAAUACGACGCGGCGGCUGCAUCGAACGCGAACAAGUUUUACAUGGUGGCUCCCUUUUUGGUGCCUCUGAAGAAAUGGGUUGUUCAGCAAAAGAAACGGGAUGGCUCGCGGGCAGCCGGCUCCAGUCUUGCUGCCCAGCCCAUUCACGAGGAGGGCGUCACGGAGGAUGAGCUGGGAAUGCACGUUGACCAUCAUGUUCCCCAGCAGACCGCCGCAACACCCGCCAUUGAAACAUUUGAGGGUGCCACUCGGGAGCUGCAGCGGCUGCUCCAGGUGCAACCUUCGACUCAGGGACUGCAAGGGGUCCCAGGGGGCCAGGCGCCGCCCGACCCAGGUCAAGACAAGGGCAAUGCGCUACUGGCGCUUCUUCAGGCCGGACCUACCGCGGGUGCCGCGCAGGUGCAUCCACCAUCUAACCCCCCGCCCCAUACUCCUCUAGACCAUAUCCUUUCAGGUGUCCCUGCUGCCCAACCGCCGACACCUCAUCAUCACAACCAUAUUCGACCGAUGCACCACCACGUACCUCCUCCGGACUUUCCACUGGGGCUCCAGGUAGCAGAAAACCAACACAUGCCCCACGUGGGUCGAUUUCCCGGGCAGCCCGCUGGGAAUAAUGGAUAUGGUCAGGGACAUAUCCCCUCGGCAGACCGCGCCUCUGCCUCUGGUCAAUUCCUAGGCGGCCCCGGCCACGCUGGACCAUCUGCAGCAGGUGGGGCAUCGAACCCAGCAGCAUUUGCUCACCAACUUCCGCAACAUUUCCUUCCUUCGGGCCCAAGCCAUCAAGCAUACACCAAGCCAACAGAGAAUGUAGCUCCGGCCCCGCAGCUAAGUACCCAUUCCAUGUCUCUCCUUAGUGCCUUGAGGGGAAAUACCACCCGGCCUACAGACAGCGCACCAGCCAACCCGCCUGUGCCUGAGCCCACAUCCCAAGUCAUGCAACUCUCGCAGACGACCACCACAACACAGACAUCUCAGCAGUUCCUAGACCAGGCAUUAAGGAUGGCUGGAUCCCCGAGGCCCGUCCAGUUGGAUGUCCAGGCACAGACGUCGGCACAAACGCACAAGAACGCGCUUCUGGGCAUAUUCAAAUCUCCGACCCCAAAUUCAGCAGCACGUCAAGGAGCAACCCCAAUCAGCAACUUGGACGGUACAGGGUCGUCACCGGGAUUACAGUUCGCAAACCCACCUCAACCUCAAGCAGUGAGCUCCACAGCCGAAACCAUUCGAGCUGCAGCACAGACCAGUGGUGGGCCGAUUCAGAUGGACCCAAACCUACACUUACCAUUCGGGGCGCUCAAGCUUCUCAGUCGUCCUCAGGGAUUAGAGCGCGGUAGUGCACCUGAUCCUGCUCUGGCUUCAUCAUAUGGCUCGCAAUCCUCUCACUCCGCGAUGAACAGAAUACACCGGCCAGUCUCUGUAGGAAAUCAAUCAUCUGCAACAGCUAGCCAUGCCCACUUCUCAGGGCAGCAGCCUAAUAUAGCACAGACCUCUCAGGCAUAUCUCGGGAAUCCUGUGCCCAACAGGACGCCUUCGGCGACCGGAAUGCCGGGUUUCUUAGGCCAACAGCAGCAGCAGGCAGCUAGACGUCCAUCCCAGGCGACACCUGAGCAAAAGACGUUGCUUUUGUCGUUGUUUAGCAAGCAACAAACACAGCAAGUGCCCUCAGGAGCCGAAAACUCGGGCAAAGGCAAGGAAAUUCCCAUGUCUCUUCCACUCGCAGAUCAGACCGCGCGACCCCUCUCUCGUCCCGCGGUACUCGCGUCUGCUUCGGGCGAAGGGUCGAGAAGUGGCCAACCAUCUCCCAUGGGUAGUCAAACACCCAUAUCUCCUGCAGACAGGAACUUUUUGCUUGGGUAUCUGCAGUCUGUCUCCAACACUGCAACAAAGUAG